CCCCCUCUUCUCUGCCCCUCCCCCCCGCCCCCUCCCCCCGCCCCACGCGGCACAGCGCUGCGCGGGGUCCGCCCGGCUCCUCCUCGCUGCUUCCUGCCCUGGUGCAUGGCGCGAAUAAAACCUGGCACAAUGGAUCCCAGCAGCACACUACAAGACGCAAAUGAUGGGCACAAGCGAUUGAGUGCCUCGGAUAUUGCAACAAGCGACCAGGAAGUGAUAGGCUUGCUCAUAGCCCAGUCUAACCAAGAAAUUGAUGCCACUGACAACUUCCCAGUGAGCUCUGGGGACAUGUCCCAAGGAAAUGAAGAAAGCAUGCGAUUUGAAGAUGGGCAGGCAGUGCAGCUGGAAGAUGGAACAACAGCAUUCAUCUACUACACAAUCAAAGAGGGCUACGACCAAAGCCUGGUACAGGCCGUGCAGUUGGAGGAUGGGACCACGGCGUACAUCCACCACCCAGGCCCUGAUGGGGCCAUCCGGGUCGAGGGUUCCGAGGAUGCGGAGGGACCUGACACAACAGACGUCGAGGCCAUUAGCGUUCUUGAGCAGUACGCGUCUGUUGUAACAGGGGAGAAUGAUGGUAAUAGUUCAGAGGGCUUGAUGUCAGACAUCAAAAUCAAAAAGAGUAUGAACAGAGCCAGCAGUUCAGGACAGCCAUCGGGUGAAAAAUCAUUCCACUGCCGUUACGAAGGUUGUGGAAGGCUCUACACGACUGCACACCAUUUGAAGGUACAUGAGAGGGCUCACACUGGCGAUCGACCAUAUCGCUGCAACCAGCCAUGCUGUGGGAAGGCCUUCUCGACAGGGUAUGGUUUAAAAAGCCACUUGCGAACACACACGGGAGAGAAGCCCUACCUGUGUCCAGACGAGACGUGUCGGAAAGGAUUUAAAACCUCGGGGGAUCUUCAGAAGCAUAUCCGUACUCACACAGGUGAAAAGCCAUUCAAAUGUCCGUUUGAAGGCUGUGGGAGAUCCUUCACAACAUCGAAUAUUCGCAAGGUUCACAUUCGAACGCACACAGGAGAGCGGCCAUACCUCUGCCCAGAGCCAGGCUGUGGCAGGGGCUUCUCCAGUGCCACUAACUACAAAAACCACGUCCGCAUUCACACAGGCAAGAAACCCUAUGUGUGCACGGUGCCAGGCUGUGGCAAGCGCUUCACCGAGUACUCGAGUCUCUAUAAGCACCAGGUUGUGCACACACCAGUCAAGCCCUACAGCUGUAGCAACUGCAGCAAGACGUAUCGGCAGCCGUCCACUCUGGCCACACACAAGCGCUCCGCACACGGUGACAUGGAAGCUACGGAGGAGAGCGAGCGGGCACGCUACGAGCAGCAACAGGGUGGGGAUGUUCCGAGCAAACGACAGAGAAUUGCUUACUUGACCGGUGUGGAAGGGGAGGAUGGGAUCACUGCCCAAGUUGCUGUGGUGACGCACGAUGGCCUCACCCCACAAGUGGCACUCAUUACACAAGAUGGAACACAGCAGGUAAACCUUUCACAGGCUGACCUACAGGCUUUGGGAACUGCUAUUGCAAUGGUAACGCAGGAUGGGACCACUAUCACUAUGCCAUCACACAGCACUAGCAUGACGGAUGCUGUCACCAUGGUCUCUGAAGGCUCUGAGUCGCAACAGGUAACAAUUGUGACGGAGGGAUUGUUAGACGCAUCGAUAACGAGCAUGACCUCCAAUAAUGUGGACAAGAUUGUCAUCAGAGAUGGCCUGCCUUCCGUCCGCCUUGUUGCAACAACUAAUGGCACACAGAUUGCCGUGCAGCUUGAAGAUUCCCAGUCCUGAGGACUGCACGGGAAGUGAUGAAAUGCCUAUGCCUGCAGAAUUAAUUUGACUAGAAGUGUUAUGAGAAGCCAUGAGCCAGAUGGUGGACAGCGGUUGUCCCAGCUUAAAAAAAGAAGACAGAAGGAAUCUGUUGUUGGUUGUGAAUUGCACGAAAGUUAAGACUGGUCUGCAAUAUUCUAGUUCCACGGGAAGAAGGAAGUUAUUUGGACAUCUGGAAUAUCGGUGCAGAUAUAAGAUGUUGGAUUUUUAAAUAUGUGUAAAAUGGGAUUUUAAAGCAGUGAAAAGGAACACUGGUACUUCCCAAUCACUCAUGCGAUUGAUGUGGCUGCUACAUAAGAAAUGUCUAUAAUAAAGUGACGGAUGCUCUAUUAUUCCCAUGUCGCGAUGACUUAAAGUUUUCACAACAUGCUACCAUAUAGCUUUGUUCAUGGACUUGUUUAAUACAUUUAAAAGAACAACCUCAGGGUGACACCAUGUAUAUUACCUACAUGACCUGAAGAUGGCGUUAGCACAAGAAUUAGGCUGUUUCAGCAGCUAUCGUUAUGCAGCUCAUGGGGUUAUAUUUGCUAUAAAUAUCCUUUUUGUGGGUAGUUUUCAGACUAAAUCGCUGUGCGGAUGAAAAAGCUUAAAGGACAACAUUUGCCAUCAUUUUUCGUUGAGAAAUGUUUGGUUUUGCCAGGAAAAAUGCUAAUUUUACCAAAUGGUAUCCUAUACCAGUAUAGCAUUAGUUUAUUUAGUCAAGUCACAGACUCGAGUGUCACUGUGAAUAUCCCGAAUUUGCAUUUUUUCCUUGAAUGAUUAUUAAUUUUUUGGUAAAAUGCUGUUUGCUAAGGGUUUAUUUUGUACAAUGCCUUGCCAAUAAAAUGAAAAUAUCAAGUGUGCAAAUGUGUCUAUGAACAUUACUCAUAAAAUGUAAGCAUUGAUAAUUAAAUUUUAACUAUCCAACUUUGGCAGUUGAUGCAAGUUUGUGAACUUAUUUUGUUUUCUUUGAAUCCGACGUGACAAAAUGCCAUAUUGUCAACUUUUUUUUAAAAUAAAGAAUAUUCUUAGGAGCGU
Lethenteron reissneri (Far Eastern brook lamprey) is the source of this 2847-nucleotide messenger RNA. Its product is annotated as zinc finger protein 143-like. The record is from RefSeq and is a predicted model, not a curated record. NCBI's taxonomy places the organism in Eukaryota, Metazoa, Chordata, Hyperoartia, Petromyzontiformes, Petromyzontidae. Gene Ontology annotation, molecular function: RNA polymerase II cis-regulatory region sequence-specific DNA binding; DNA-binding transcription factor activity, RNA polymerase II-specific. Gene Ontology annotation, cellular component: chromatin; transcription regulator complex; PcG protein complex. Gene Ontology annotation, biological process: regulation of transcription by RNA polymerase II.